Messenger RNA from Hirsutella rhossiliensis, 399 nucleotides. Its product is annotated as NADH ubiquinone oxidoreductase subunit NDUFA12 domain-containing protein. The transcript has 5 exons. The record is from RefSeq and is a predicted model, not a curated record. Gene Ontology annotation, biological process: response to oxidative stress; mitochondrial respiratory chain complex I assembly. Gene Ontology annotation, cellular component: membrane. Lineage: Eukaryota; Fungi; Ascomycota; Sordariomycetes; Hypocreales; Ophiocordycipitaceae. Bases 1 to 399 code for a protein of 132 amino acids.
AUGUCGACCAUUUCGCGGACGCUGAACAACCUGCGGAAGGAUUACUUUCGACAGAUGCUGUAUAUCGGCGACACCAAGCACGGCCGGCUCGUGGGACAGGACCGUGCGGGCAACAAGUUUUUCGAGAACAACGAGGAGCUGCCUCUGCGCACGCGCUGGGUCGAGUUCUCCCAGCACGACUAUGACGCCGCCCAGAUAGAGCCCGGCUGGCACGCCUGGAUGAGCUACAUGGUCGACCGCCCGCCCGCCGAGGACCCCCUUCUCGUCACCGGCACCCGCCCCUUUGAGAAGCCCGUCGCCAUCCCAAACUACACCCAGACGCGCGGCGCCUUCAAGACGUAUAGCACGACAAAGCCCAAGAUCAAGGCGUGGGAGCCCGUGGCUGCCCAGCGGACAUGA